Molecule: messenger RNA, 4088 nt
Organism: Xiphophorus hellerii (green swordtail)
Lineage: Eukaryota; Metazoa; Chordata; Actinopteri; Cyprinodontiformes; Poeciliidae
Gene: clip3
Product: CAP-GLY domain containing linker protein 3
Exons: 14
Coding region: 145-1977 (610 amino acids)
Biological process (GO): cytoplasmic microtubule organization
Cellular component (GO): microtubule plus-end; cell cortex; nucleus
Molecular function (GO): microtubule plus-end binding
Source: RefSeq, a predicted model, not a curated record
GGGGGGGGAGGCUGCGCGCGCAGCAGCGGAGCGUCACGGUUGUUUGUGGCGCAUCAGCAGCGGAGCGGAUCUUCAUCAUCAUCAUCAGCAUCUUCAGCUUCAUCCAGCGGCUUGUUUCCAGGUCCGGCUGCAGCGCCCUUCAUCAUGACUAAAGAGGAAAACAUGCAGGAGCAGGAGAAGGAGAGACAGGACCACGAGGAGCAGGAGGAGGCCCGGGUUCAGAGGGAGGAGGACGAGGAGCUGACCGAGGAAGAGGAGGACGAGGAAGAGGAGGAAUAUGAGCUAGAAGAGGAGAGGACAGAGGUGGAGAACGAGGAGGAGCAGGAGGAGGAGCGUGAGGAGCGAGAAGAGCAGGAGGAGCAGGAGGAAGAAGAGGCUCCUCCAGCUGAACCAGCGGCUGAGCCGGUUCCUGAGAACCAGAGUCCGGUUCAGGAGCCGGCCCGCCGGGCCAUGGUCCACCCGUCGGCCCAGGCACCGCUGCCCAAAGACUACGCCUUCACCUUCUUUGACCCAAACGACCCGGCGUGUCAGGAGAUCCUGGCUGACCCACGGACCUCCAUCCCCGAGCUUUUCGCCAUCGUCCGCCAGUGGGUCCCGCAGGUGCAGCAUAAGAUUGACGUCAUCGGAAACGAGAUCCUGAAGCGCGGUUGCCAUGUGAACGACCGAGACGGUUUGACUGACAUGACGCUGCUUCACUACAGCUGUAAGGCUGGAGCUCAUGGAGUUGGCGACCCGGCGGCGGCGCUGCGGCUCACCAGUCAGCUGAUGUCUUUGGGCGCCGAUGUCAGUCUGCGGAGCCGGUGGACCAACAUGAACGCGCUGCACUACGCUGCCUACUUUGACGUCCCAGAGCUGAUCCGAGUCCUGCUCAAAGCCGCCAGACCCAGAGUGCUGAACUCCACAUGCAGUGACUUCCACUACGGCACGGCUCUCCACAUCGCCGCCUCCAACCUCUGCCUGAGUGCAGUGAAAUGUCUGCUGGAGCACGGAGCCAACCCCACCGUCAGGAAUGAUAAGGGCCAGGUUCCAGGUGAGGUGGUUCCGGACCCGAUGGACAUGAGCCUGGACAAAGCCGAGGCGGCCAUGGUGGCCAAAGACCUGAAGCAGCUGCUGCUGGACGCCGUGCCGCUCAGCUGUAACCUCCCCAAGGCCACGCUGCCCAACUACGACAACAUUCCCGGAAACCUGAUGCUGGCAGCGCUGGGGCUGAAGCUGGGUGACCGUGUGGUUCUGGACGACCUGAAGACCGGAACCCUGCGGUUCUGUGGAACCACGGAGUUCGCCAGCGGUCAGUGGGUCGGGGUGGAGCUGGACGAGCCAGAGGGGAAGAACGACGGCAGCGUGGGCGGAGUCCGCUACUUCAUCUGUCCUCCGAAGCUUGGUAUUUUUGCUCCGGUUUCAAAGAUUUCCAAAGCUGUGGAUCCGACUCCGUCCUCGGUCACCUCCACCCCCAGAACCCCCCGCAUGGACCUGGCCUCCCGCCUGGCUGGGAGGACCAAGAAGGAGAAGAAGGAGAAGGAGAAAGCCCAAAAGAAGAAGACAUCCGUGGCUAGUCUGGACCCGGAGGGGACAAACGUGGAGGUGGGGGACCAGGUUCUGGUGGCGGGUCAGAAACUCGGCAUCGUUCGCUUCUACGGGAAGACGGACUUUGCUCCAGGGUUCUGGUUUGGUGUAGAGUUGGACCAGCCCACUGGGAAACACGACGGCUCGGUGUUCGGGGUCCGAUACUUCAGCUGCCUGCCCAAAUAUGGAGUGUUUGCUCCGCCCUCCCGGGUCCAGAGGAUCGGAGGACCUAAAGAAGGCUCCCAGAACGACGGCUCCAUGGUGAAGAAGGUUCAUCAAGUCUCCAUGUCACAGCCAAAAAGGAACUUCCACACCAUGCGAUCUCCUAAAGAUCUGACCUCCGAGAGCUCCAUAUCCAGGUUGCUGUUCUGCUGCUGGUUUCCGUGGAUGCUCCGUGCUGAGAUGCAGUCCUAACCACCGCUCCGAUCUCUACGUUCUCUCCAUCGUUCCGUCCCUGAACGCCUGGUGGUGAAGCCCCGCCCGCUGUCUUCUUCUUCUCCUGGUUUAGCCGUUCUAUAGCAAAAUCUAUAGUGCCUUGUAUCUGAUUAACCGAGUCCAAGCUAACGCUCUGAAAUCUGCCCUGCCUCUCUGGCGCCACCUAGUGUCCGGAACAGUCAGCGCGUCUGUUUCUGCCUCAUGGUUCUGUUUCACUGCAAUCAGCUGGGAGGAUCGCUUUGACCCAACAGUUCAGAACCAGAGCCUGGCUCUGGACGGGUUUCUGUUGUGCGGUGAUGAUGUCAGACCCAGUCGGCUGCUGAUUGGGUGAGAUCCAGAACUUUGUUUACCCACCAUGUGUUCCUCUAAUGUCCUCCAUGUUUAACCAGGAAACAGGGUUGGUCAUCUGCACUGCUCCGUUUUUACCUCAGCGUUUAGAUUUUACAGAUAAAUUCAGCUAAAUCCCCAACAAACCAACAAGUUUCACACACAGCAGCUGAACAGUAAAAAUCAUUUCAUAAUCAAAAAUAUUUUAGAAUCUUAAAGACGAUCAGAAUAAAACACAAAAUGCAGUUUGAUCCAUCUGCAACCUUUUACAUAAACCUUUUAUUUAUACUUGCUUUUAUAUUUCAGAAUGUUUGGCAAAAUUUAAAUUAUGCUGCCUUAUAAUAAGAUAUUCAUGUCAUGCCUCAGUAAAUACCAGAAGGUUCUCAAUGAAAUGCUUCAUUUUAGUUCUGGUUCAUCUAAUCCCCCCAUUCCUUCAAUUUCCUUAGUGACUCAUGAAGCUAAUUUAAUUAUAAAAUCAUGUCUGAAAUGAAAAUGAUCAGGCUUCUGCCACCAGGAACCUUCAAACUGGAUCAACUGCAGGAUUUAACUCAAAAUGAGAUAACGGGCAGUGAAACGGUGCCGACUGGAUAAAUAUCAGCUUUGGGUUGAUGGAUGCAAAGAGCAGCUGCACACUAACUGUCAGUUUUUAUUCCACCAAAACUCCUUGAACAUUUGGCCUCAGACUUUCCUGCAUAACUGAAGCUCUGGCCUCAGAUCUCACCGCAUGCAGACGACUCACUGCUUUUCCUUUGUUUUGAUCCUCACCAGACCUUUACAACCUGAAGUUGAUCCAGACAGUGCAGAUUUUUCCUGUUUCUAUUCCACCCAAAUGAGAGGUUUCUCCAGAGCGCAGCUUUUGUUGCUAGCGGUGUAAAAGCUAGCGCUCCACAGACUCUGGAUCUGCUAACUCUGUCGUCUCAGCUAAGCGUUGCCGUUUGUGGGCCACAGUGAUGGUGGAAGUUUGUCUUUGUACAGUAAAUGUGGAGUUACAGUUCGGUCAAUGUGUUGCAGUGAAGCCACUUCACUGUCAACUUUGUAAACGUGGACUUUCCCUGGUUUGGCCACCAGGUGUCACUAUAAUCCCCAUUUAGCCUGAAUUCUUUGCAUAACUAUUUAUUUGCAGCUUACAACCAGGUCAGACUGGUUUUGACCAGUUCAGACUGGUUUUGACCGGUUCAGACUGGUUUUGACCAGUUCAGACUGGUUUUGACCGGUUCGGUUCUGUAACUACCACCUGUUAACUUCACUUCUUUGCUGUCUGGUUUUAAAAAUGCUCAUUUCAACAUUUUCAAACAGAAUUUGCUUCAUUAACAUCCAACAAGUUCAUUCGUCUCUGACGUUGUAAAAACCUUCCAGUGAUGGAUUCAGUUUUAACAUCUCUGUAAAUAUUGAAACUGAACCAGCAGGAAAGUAAAGCUAGAACGGUCAGAACCUCUGGUUCUGUUCUGGUUCUGUCAUCCCUACAGGAACUAACUCAGCUCUGGUGUUUCAUUGAGUCUUAAUGAUCUACAGUGUAUAGCCUAUAUUUUGAUAACUUCACUAAGUGUCCCUUUUGUUUUGGUAUUUUAUGGGUUGUGUGUUCGGUUCCAGCCAGUGUGAGUGGGUCGGACCAGUUGGAUAAACUCACUGCAUGCUCUCUGUCUGUAACCUCCCUCAGUAUUUUCUGAUUGUUGCGUUUUCAGACUGUAUCUUCCUCUCAUCAGCAUGAAAAUGCUUCAAAUAUUAAUAACUAUCAAUAUAAUAAAGAUUUGAUGUUUUUCUAA